UGCCUAAGUGUUCUCUCCUGCUCUCACAGUUUGGACUUCAACGACAGAUUACAGAGAGAGAGAUGGAGAAGAACGAAAUGGAAGAACAGAAGGAAGAAGACGAUCAGAUUGUAAAUCCAUGGGAGGUAGCGGGGAAGGAUGGAGGGAAGAUUGACUAUGAUAAGCUCAUUGAUAAGUUCGGGUGUCAAAGACUCGAUGAGUCCCUAAUUAGUCGCAUUGAACGUCUUACAUCUCGCCCUCCUCAUGUCUUCCUUCGUCGAGGCGUCUUCUUCGCUCACAGGGAUUUUAAUGAGAUCCUCGAUGCGUAUGAAAGAGGUGAAAAAUUCUAUCUAUAUACUGGGAGAGGGCCAUCAUCGGAAGCUCUGCAUUUAGGCCAUCUCAUUCCAUUCAUGUUCACCAAAUACUUGCAGGACGCUUUCAAGGUCCCACUGGUAAUUCAAUUGACAGAUGACGAAAAAUGCAUGUGGAAAAACCUAUCGGUGGAAGAGUGUCAAAGACUUGCUCGUGAAAAUGCAAAAGAUAUAAUUGCUUGUGGCUUUGACAUUACCAAGACAUUUAUUUUCUCAGAUUUUGAUUAUGUUGGAGGAGCCUUUUACAGAAAUAUGGUGAAAGUUGCAAAAUGUGUAACAUUCAAUAAGGUUGUGGGAAUAUUUGGUUUUACUGCUGAAGAUCAUAUUGGGAAAAUUAGUUUUCCACCAGUGCAGGCUGUUCCAUCCUUCCCCAGUUCAUUCCCUCAACUCUUCCCUGGCAAAGAUGAUCUCCGUUGCUUGAUUCCAUGUGCAAUUGACCAGGAUCCUUAUUUCAGAAUGACACGAGAUGUUGCUCCUAGGAUCGGAUAUCAGAAGCCUGCAUUGAUUGAGUCAUCAUUCUUCCCUGCCCUGCAGGGGGAAACUGGGAAAAUGUCUGCCAGUGAUCCAAAUUCUGCAAUUUAUGUGACAGACUCUGCAAAAGUCAUAAAAAACAAAGUGAAUAAAUAUGCAUUUUCUGGUGGGCAAGAUUCCAUAGAGAACCACAGGAAAUAUGGAGCAAAUCUAGAGGUAGAUAUACCAAUUAAGUACCUUGGCUUUUUCCUGGAAGAUGAUGCUGAGCUGGAACACAUGCGGAAGGAAUAUGCUGCUGGGCGGAUGCUAACAGGUGAGGUGAAGAAGCGCCUUAUAGAAGUUUUAACCGAACUGGUGGAAAGACAUAUUAGGGCACGGGCUGCAGUGACUGAUGAGAUGGUAGAUGCGUUCAUGGCCAUUAGGCCACUUCCCAAUAUGUUUGAUUAAGCCAGAUGAUGGAUUGUCCUGGUUUUAGUAGAAGGGUGUGUCUGGCUCGGUGGAAUUAAUUUGGACUAACAGAUUUGGAAUAGACUGAUUGGAAUACAUGGAUUUGAAAUCAAUAGAAUUGCUAAUGCUACCAUUAGGGUAACAAAAAGGCUUGUGAGUGGAAAAAAAAUUUGGUCUCUGCCCAGGUGCAAGAGCAACACUUGAGCACACAUUCUAUUUGGAAAUUGCAGCUUUGAGGGCAUUGUUUCUUUUC
Telopea speciosissima is the source of this 1521-nucleotide messenger RNA. Its product is annotated as tryptophan--tRNA ligase, cytoplasmic-like. Gene Ontology annotation, molecular function: ATP binding; tryptophan-tRNA ligase activity. Gene Ontology annotation, cellular component: cytoplasm. NCBI's taxonomy places the organism in Eukaryota, Viridiplantae, Streptophyta, Magnoliopsida, Proteales, Proteaceae. Bases 63 to 1268 code for a protein of 401 amino acids. Gene Ontology annotation, biological process: tryptophanyl-tRNA aminoacylation. The record is from RefSeq and is a predicted model, not a curated record. The transcript is spliced from 12 exons.